UUUUCAAAGACAGGGCUUGGUUUGAAGAGGUUGAACAACACCGUUUCGUUGAUGCUGUUCUUCUACAUAACUUGCAAUGAACCACGGUAGUUAGUUAACUAUUUAAAAUUAAUGCGAAGACGUGACUUCUUUUGUUACUUUUUUCCCUCUUAACUAUCUCAAGGCAAAAUGACCCGUUCACCUCUCUCGGCGUCUGAAAUGUGAUACAGUUUUGAAAAACACGGAUAAUUUAAUUGCAUAUGUGCUUCGUACCUAAAGGAAAUCAUUUCACCUCCUGCAAAGGCUGGCGGACGCAACGAUGAAGUUGUGUAUAUCAGAAGAGAAUCAGCGACUGGAGAGAUUGUUGGAGGAUGCCCUGGCGCGGGAGGCUCGUUUGUGGAAAGCGCCAGUCCUGGAGAAUGAUCUGAUACAGGGCACCGACAUAUGCCUUAUACAACAUCAGGAAGUGAUUUUGUGGCUGAGAGAGAUGAACACUGCGUUUCAGUUCUGCCAGGAAACGUAUGCAUUAGCUGUGUGUGUUCUAAACAGACUGCUAGCAACAGUGAAGGCACAGUCGAAGUACCUGAAGUGUAUUGCAAUCACAACUCUUAUCCUUGCUGCAAAGAUCAAUGAAGAGGAUGAGGUAAUUGCAUCAGUUAAAGAGCUUUUGGCACAGAGUGGCUGCAGCUUCUCAACAGCCGAGAUCCACCGCAUGGAGCGGAUCAUCCUGGACAAGCUGCAGUGGGAUCUCUACACAUCGACACCCAUCGAUUUCAUCCACAUCUUCCACUCCCUGCUGCGGACCAGUCACCCCCACCUCCUCCUCCGGCUCCCGCGCGCUCAGAAGAGGCCCUGCUUCCAGGCGGAGUUGUGGACCAGGCAGGUGCAGCACUGUAUGGCGUGCCACCAGCUGUGGCAGUGCAAGGGCUCCACGCUGGCCUUGGCGAUCAUCACCUUGGAGUUGGAGGCGCUCACCCCCGACUGGUUCUCCGUUUUCAUCGAGCUGCUGAACAAAGCACAGAUUGAGAGCUCAGAGUUCAUCAAGUGUAAGGAGAUGGUGGACGAAUAUCUCUCCAGCCUUGAGGCCCCACUGCCAGCCAACGCUGUGUACAUAUUCAACAGUGACUGUGUGACCAAGUACCAACCUUUGGGCCUAGAGCCAACCCAGGUGGCCCGCUGGCAUCCGAAGGGCCAGCCUAAAGGGAAGAGAAACGGGCAUCGACCCGGGAGCCACGGGGAGAGGGAGGUGGACGAGUAUUACGACGGUUUCCGAUGCCUUUAUGACGGAAUUGCCUCUGAAGGUGAAUGCUACGGGAAUUACAGGAAUGUUGGCGUUGAUGUUUCGCCCUGCCCACCGUUGCAGCCCCACGUCGGUUAACAUGAAGGGGGAUUCACACCCCACUAUUAUGCUAGUACAGCACUUUCGUCACUCUUGCCUGAUAAUGUAUGCAUUUCGUUAUUUAGAAAUAUUCUCAUUUACUCUCAAUUAUGGUCACUGAAUAUGCAUACUUACAUACCCUAAGAUUACUUUGUGUGAGGUGUGUGUGUGAUUUUUAGUUGGGAUUUUUUUAUAUUGAACAUGUCUGACUGUUAACAGAUUAAGCUUUUUUCUACUUUUUCUACUUUCAGUUUUGUACACAUGCAACUAAUUUUAUUAUGUUCCUUUGAUUACUGCACUUUUUAACAUUCAGUUGUAUAUUUUUGAAAAGAAUUAAGUUACUGAAUCAAUAUUUUGAUAUCAUGUUUCUUAUAGGGUAUUAUGUUUUAUGUCUGAAAGGUAAAUUUUAAAGGCAGCUACUCGUUACUGUUGAGAAAAACUGUUAAGCUGAGAUUUUCUUUACUGUUUUUUUGUUAUUGGUUUUGACUCGCAUGUUUUAUUUUCCAUUAAAGUGUUGUGAAACAUUA
Sardina pilchardus (European sardine) is the source of this 1884-nucleotide messenger RNA. RefSeq names its product cyclin I family, member 2 (gene ccni2). NCBI's taxonomy places the organism in Eukaryota, Metazoa, Chordata, Actinopteri, Clupeiformes, Clupeidae. Gene Ontology annotation, molecular function: cyclin-dependent protein serine/threonine kinase regulator activity. The coding region runs from base 299 to 1357 and encodes 352 amino acids. Gene Ontology annotation, cellular component: cytoplasm; cyclin-dependent protein kinase holoenzyme complex; nucleus. The record is from RefSeq and is a predicted model, not a curated record. Gene Ontology annotation, biological process: regulation of cyclin-dependent protein serine/threonine kinase activity; mitotic cell cycle phase transition. The transcript has 7 exons.